Molecule: messenger RNA, 5631 nt
Organism: Xyrauchen texanus (razorback sucker)
Lineage: Eukaryota; Metazoa; Chordata; Actinopteri; Cypriniformes; Catostomidae
Exons: 8
Coding region: 267-4589 (1440 amino acids)
Biological process (GO): cell differentiation
Source: RefSeq, a predicted model, not a curated record
UGAAAUAGUUGGGUGGAAUAAACGUGUAAAUUGCAGUUCCUCUCUGCACUGCUGAAUGGUGACCAGGGGACUGAGGCAGACAGGAGGGGGAGGACUGAAUUGACCAGCAUGGAGCUCCACUCACCCAAAAAGAGCUGAAUAAACAGGACAGCACAGCACUGCAGGAAAGACUAGACACACACUGAGAAAGAGGGACAAAAGGAGACAAGAAAGGAAAGCAAGGGACUCAGUAGUUAGGUCUGAGAUCAAUAGUUGGAGAUUAUAGGAUGUCCAGGAGCAGCUCUGUGCGGGAUCUGGUACCUAGAGACAUUACUGAGAUCCUGGCCCUGCAGGCCAGUAAGAAGAAACGGGGCUCAUCCCUGGGUCGGGCGUUCAGCUGGUUCAAGGGUAGCAAACGCAAAAAGAAAAUUAUCAAUGGACAAAGCAGUACAGGAGGCCCUUGUGGGCGAACAGAAGAAAGCUCUACAUCCAAACAGAUUCAUGCCAGUAACGAAACCUUUAAAGUAGGGCAAAAGCAGGAUGAGCAAAGAAAGCUGACUGUACACUACACACCCUCCCAGCAUUACCAGGAGAAUGUGUUCACAGAGGGCAGCAAGCCACAGUAUCUGGAGGACCUACAUACAGAGGCUCAGAAGGGACUAGAGAUAUUCCAACAGGAGGAGCACAAAAAUGGGGUGAAUUUCCAGGAUGAUCAGACUGUGUCAGAGGAAGAUUCCAGUUCAAGAGAAAGAGAUGACUCACUUGAGACUGAUAGCACUGCUGGACACUCCGUCAUCUCAGUGUCUACUGUAUCGGCAGUGUCCUCUCGUCCAAUGCUUACAAGCCAAGGUUCUACAUUUAAGCCAUUGAACCCAGUUAAAAGGCUGGACAAGACCAGGAGGAGGAAUAGAAGAACAACUAUCAUGGGCAUACCACAGCAAGUCCAGAGAGAACUGGACAUGGCAAGAGGAACUAUACUGCAGCAGCUUCAUAAUGGAAAGCAUGAUGAUGAUGAUUCAUCUGGCGCAGUUGUCAUCCCAAAAAUUGAUGGAGACCUCCAUUUGGCAAAUCAUGAAGGGGCCCAUGUACACCUGCAUAGUAUUAAAGACCUUCAGACAUCAAGAGAUGAGGAGCUCCUAAGACACCACAUUCAGUCUGUCUAUCAAGAUGACUUGUCCCUAAACCGAAAGCUUGAGCCAGGAACAUGCCCUAUGCAGAGGCCCAAGUCUCUUGCUGUGCCAGGGAUGACCACAUCCUGUUUUCUGCAGGAGCCUCAAGGUCCUGUUAUGUCCAUCUCACCACAAGCAACCUAUUUAUCCAAGAUCAUUCCAAACGCAAUUAUGCCCGCAGCAAUAGAUGUUAUUGAAAUCAAUCGCUGUCACAGCCGGCGUAAUGCAAGUACGGUUAGCAAGAGUAGCGUAACAACGGCUAGCCCAGCUCCUUCACGGUCCAGAUUAUGCACAAAUGAAGAUCCACCUACCACCAGCCCCAACAGGAAUCAUUCACAAUCAUCUGAGACUAUUGUCUCCAAUUCCUCCACAAUCUCUUCAAAAGAAAGAGGUCCACCAACAUAUGUUAUUGACAGCACCAAAGAAGUUUCAGAUUUAAACCCAAAGGACAUGAGCAUUGCAAGUUCAAAGAUUUGGAUAACUUCUGACCGCACAUGUACAAGAUUGCCGCACCAGGAGUUGAGUGAUGCAGGAGAAAAUGGAAGGAAUAGCAAUUCGUCUCGAAGUCUCUCUGUGAUGAAGACAAAACUACCACCAGCACCACCACAGAGGACCUAUUCUUUGCACCAUGAAAAACUUAAGCGGAGAUCAAGGGAAUUGGAAGACUUAAAAGAUUUCAAAGUUAUGGUAACAAAUGAUGGGCAAAUAGGUAAAGAUCUCAAUUAUCCAAAAAAGGUUAAUCAGUCCACAAAUAAAGAGAAGAGUUCAGUUAAUUCUUCAGUGCCUAGAUCAUCAAAAGACUUCCAGACAUCUGUGAAAUCCAGCCCACUUAGUCCAGAUCAGGCUUUAACUAGAAGUCAUGCUGAAUCAAAUAACUCAUCUCCACAGAAGAUAGCAACUGGUGAAAAUAAAUUUGAUAGGACUUUGUCCCCUUCGAGUGGAUACUCAAGCCAAAGUGGUACACCAACACAUUCUCCUAAAGAGGUCAGUCCCUCGUCACCUGACAAGAGGAGAUUCAAGCCUUCAAAACCAGAGAGAGCAAGUGUACGGACCUCCACAGUUCUCUCAGUCUCUUCAUCAAUGACAUCUCUGUCUUCAGUCACAUCGGACACGGCAGAGCAGGACAUUCAAACCAACACUACAUCAGAGGCACAAAAGCUCUCCCCUCCUGUUUCAAUAGUGCAAAGUAAGGUGACACCCACACCACCAAUAGUCACCCUUAGGAAGCUGUUCAACAUUCCCCCUCCACCUAAAGUAAAAGCCCCCUCUCCUCCACCCCCUGAGACCUGGAUUUACAAAAAACGCACAUUUGAACUAUUAUGUGGCCAAGGACCAAACCCCUAUAGGCUACAUCAACUUCAAAAACAGCAAAACAAGCCAUUAAUCUGUAAAAAUCUAAACACAAAUACAGCACCUAACACUGAGGAAAUAAUCCCAAAGAAACAGUCUUCAUACAUAGAAAGAAAGACUGGGUCUCAACUGGAGAACAAAACAAUUGUUUUAGAAGAACAAAACAAGUCUGUGCCACCACAAGAGCAGAAAAAUAUUCUGACAGAACUUCCAGCUUUGAGGCAUAAUGAAAGCUCAAAGUUGCAAAGAAAUGAACAAGUAAAUCUUCAAGUGAGGGAGACUGAUCAGAUCAUUCAUACAAAUGUUUCAAGAAAGGUAGAAGACCGAAGGGAAGAAGAAAGUCAAACAGUUCUUAAAAGUGAACUACCAACCAUUGAAGUUGCUCAAAGCAUGCUGUCAGAAAAAUACUGUGAUAUCAAUCGAGGUGAUGAAUUAGUGAACAAAACAUCCACCCCAAAGAGCAAUGAAACUAAUACAGAGAACCAAAAUAACAGCAUUGUUAAGGACAUUUUGAAUCAUAAACCAAUGCAAAAUCUUGAUUUAGAAGUACCUACGGUCAAUGGCAUUUCUCCAUCCCCUUCGACACCUCCAAAACACUAUCCUCCUCCACCACCUAGUAAAAUAACAUCAGCUUCCUCAGUGUUCACACCACCAGCUCAUGAGGAGGAACACAGGCAAGACAAAGAAGAGGCUGCUUCCCUAGAAUCUUCUUGGCCUCCUCCACCACCACCAAUGGAUUCAGCUGACAUGAUGUUUGAGGAACCAAAUGAACUUGACUUCCCCCCACCACCUCCCUCAUUCAUCCAUGAACCCCUCUCAGAGAUAUCCAAUAAUUUUCAAGAAGAAUCAUGUGAACAGCAUGCCAAUAUAGAAUUGGUGUCACCUACUGCCUCUGAUAUGACCAGUAGUCAAAAGCAAAGAUCAGAAAUAGAUAGUAUUAUCCCAACAAGAACUGAAAGAAAUUGUACUGUUAUGGAAGAUAGGCAACAUGACAACCCACAGUGUUGUAACAAUGUCUCCCACUUAUCUAUGGACCCUGUUCACAGGGAAAACACAACUGCAGCCCCUCCUAAAAUGUCCUUUCUUUCACUUGUUGAAAACACUUCCACUAAAUAUCUACAGGUUCCACCAAAACCACCACCUAUAUCAGCGCAAGAUUCACCAGUGCAAGCAUCAAUUGAUACCCAAGUAAACUGCACAAAUGUGCCUCUUGCACCUCCCCUGUCAGUGGAAGACCAAUCCACUGUUAUCUUUAAAAGGCACCUAAACUAUGUAAAUAAGGACAACAGGAGCAAAGAACCAAUUUGCCGAAAUAAGAGCACACCUAUUCCAAAGGAGGAUGCCAACAUUCCCCUUGUCACACCUUCCUUGCUUCAGAUGGUUCGACUACGAUCUGUAAAUGUUGGUGAAGAUCAAGUAAACAAUGAUAGCAAACCAAGUCUUGAGGCCACAGCAAAUGAUGAACAGAUUCAGAAUAUCUCCAGUCAAGCAACACCGCAAAAGCCCAUUCGCAGAUCCCUAACUUUAAAAUCUAACCCACCCAUUAAAUCAUCUUCUGCCACAGGCACAGUGCCAUCCAUGUGUCUACAAGAGGCCAUACGUAUGAAAACCGCUGCACUGUCCUCCAGUGGAGUACCAGCAAUGCUCAAUCUACGUUUAUCCUCAACUAAUAGCACUAGUUCACCUGUUCCAUCUCCUAAAACACCAGAAGACUGCAACUUGCAUAGGUCCCCUGCAUCUACAGCCAGUUUUAUCUUCUCCAAGAGCACAAAAAAACUUGUCAUUGAAACACCUACAUCUCCCGUGGCCCAGACAAGCCUCCAACAGAAUCUUACAGCUGAGGUAAUACAGGUUUCUGACCAAGCCAAGAUGAUAAUUACAAAUGGCACAAAAAAGCCAAUUAAGGUGCCACCACCUGUUGCUAAGAAACCAGCGCAUGGAACAAAUCCUUCCAAUACUGAGAACGCAACAAUUGAACAAAAAGUGAGUGUUGAAGUUAAUUGUCAAAGUGACACAGUGCAUCCUGCUGGCCAGCGAGCACAAGCAUCAGGGAGCCAGGAUCAUGCAAGAAGAACAGAGACUACAUGCUGAAGUGUCAUGAUGCUUGAGUUUUGACUGGGCUCUUCAGUCAGUCUGACAAAAACAGGAAGACAAAAAUGUGAUGGAAAACACAAGUGAGAUCUGGUCAAGAAUCCAUGGAUACCAUUGCUGUCUUAAAAGCCUUAGCCUGGAAAUGGCCUUCAAAUGUAUGCAAAAAGGUCCCCACACCCCCACCCCCCAAAAAAACAACUAUAUAUUAUAGCUUUAUUACAGCUUUCAAGUAUUUUUCUAAAUGAGUGAUUUACUCUGGUAAAGUCAAGAGUUUAUUGUGGCCGUAAAUGGAUGUAUCAAGACUAAAGACUGCAAGAUUGAACUGACAUCUAGUGGUCACUAGUGUUGGUAAUCUCUGGGUGCAAAAAAUUAUUGAACCCUUUGUCAUCAUUUUCUGACAUCUCCAGUUAUGCUUUUAUAUCCUGUCCUCAAGCACAGUGAUUGAUUAGCAUUUAUUGAAAGAAGCCUUUAUCUAGCAUUUAUUGAAAGAAGCCUUUAUCUAGCAUUUAUUGAAAGAAGUAGGUUAUACUAACAAUUUCAAACCUUUUAGUGCUACUGCAAUCAUCUUUCAGAGUUUGAUUUCAGCAAAUAUGUAAUUAUACUUGUACAGACCUGUGAUUUACUAAUAAGUUCUACAGCAUGCUGAAAAUGACUGACAUGAACAUUAUAUACACAAAACACAUUUACACACAGACUUCCUUAGAUUAAAGCACUUUGUAAGCUAAAAUGCUGCAUUACUUUCUGUUGGAACCAGCAAAGCAGUGAGAGUACUGAUGGUCCCUCUAAGACUGAUGUAAAUAUAUAGCCAUUUACUUUACUUCAAGGCAGGACUGAAGAAAAUGACUACACUAUUUUAAAAUAAAUAUGCAUUAAAUAUAUUUAUAGAUUUAUCCUGUUAUUACUGUUUUCAUGUUUUUAAUGUCAUCUUUUUUGGGGAGGUCACACAGACACUCCUUAUCAAUGAUUUGACCAUUCAAAUAUAUUGUAAUAUGGUUAACAGCUUACAAAACCACUAUUUAUUUUCAUUAAAUAUGCAUUGUAU